UCUAGCGCUGCACGCGGGACAACGACGGAGUUCUGCAGAGCAGCCCUCCCCUCCGUGGCGCGCGGACCGCGCAGCGCCGCGCAGCAGGAGACACCUGACGUUCGUUCGACAACAGUGCGCGUGACGUUCUGAGCAGCGACACCAAGGAUCAGCCGAGAGCUUGCGCAGACCUGCGAGUCCUUCGGGGUCCCCUUCCUGUAUGUGGCCGACUGUCUCCAACGCUCUCCUCGCCCGUGAUUGUGUGUUUUGUUCGUGAGGCUGGCGUGCUAGCGAGCGCGUCUCCAUGUCACCCGCGUCGACCCACGACAGCGCCUGUUUCGACGCGCCGUGAAUGUGCUGCUGUUGAGGAAGUGAUUGAAAACGUGGAUUCCUAGCGCGUUCUACCUGCUCCUCGUGCGUGGAACUGUGAUUGCGAGGGCUGUCGCACCAGCUUCCAGGCGAACUCGCCGCGCAUCAUGUCCUCCGUGAGGCGACGUGCUCGGACCCCCAUCGGGAGUCCCGCCUACUAUGGCAGCUCUGCCUUCUCGGUCUCGUCGUCGCCGUUCGACGCCUCCCCUCGGUCCAGGUCGGCGCUGCACCAGAGCUCUUUAGACCUCAACAAAGGCCGCAACCCGUCCCUCUCGCGUAGGCUUAGGGACAGCAGCUGGGGAUCCUCGGAAUGCCUGUUCAGGCCCAGUUCGACAGCGUUAGCCUCGACGGCCAACUACGUCCUGUCCAACAUGGGCGCCGACUUCCAACGAUGUCGCUCGCCCGCGAGGGGUUUCACGCCGCCGCCGCCGUUGCGGAGGUUCGGACGCGAAUCCAGUCCGUCUCCCAUGUCCAGCUACUACAAAUCCACGUACGCGUCGUCCUGGUACGACGAGUACAGGCCCAUCCUUCGUGAGAGACCCGCCCUCGCCAACUGCGAACGACCGGCGAGAGGAUCCAAGGAGAGGCGCGAAUCAAUGGGAAUCAUUACCAGACACCGGCACGUCGUUAAGUUCAGGGAGGACCCGACUUUGCACGAGUCGAGCCCAGUUGUUUCCCGAACGAGGCAAGACGGAUCCGGUCACAGCACGCGUUCCGUCGACUCUGGUAUUGGUAGCUUCAAGGAAUGUCAGUCCGUUCAGUCGCCGGUUGAUCUCGAAGAUAUGUUGGGCCUCGACGCACCGCCCGUUGUCCUCGAAGAGCUUAGGCGCGACUUGCUACCUGCGACAACAGCAAUCAAGGGAGUCGAAGCAAAGCAAAGUGACACUUCUGCCGUCACUGUCCAGAACGACCGCGCAGAUGACAGCCUCGGAAGAAGACGGAGGAUGAGGAACCGAACUGCCUCUGAAGAACUGUUAAGCUCUGCUACUUCUAUUGUACCUCAAGAGAGCGAAAGCUCGACCUUCUUUAACCACCGCACGCGUGCAGCUGUGUCUAGGCCUGAGAAAGCCGAGAUCAACGGACUUGCACAGAAGCAAGACGAGGCCGAUGGAAAAACAACACCUACGAUCGAACUUCCGAAAGUGAGCGAGAUAUACGAGACCGUGGUCGUGAAGCUCAAGAAACCUAAAGGCAAAAAUGCGUCAGGUGACGUCUCUCCAGUACCUGAUACCGUAGGGAGUGUAGUACGCAGCCUUCCUACCCCUAAUGGACAUUGUGUUGACGCCAGCGACGAAUCAGUGCAAGCAAGGACGCGAGAAAUAUCCCCAGCUGUAGUUACAGUGGAGCUUCCGCCGAAGAAAACCGACAAUGCCGCUCAGGAAACAGGCCGUGACAGUAAAGCCACGACUGCUACAGCUACAAACGCAUUACAGGGAGUGAAAAAAGUGCCAAAAACGGGUAAGGUAGCCUCUUCUCUGGCCCAGUUGAAGACGGGUAGGAAACCGGAACAAGAUCAAACUAAAACGAAAAAAGAAGCAAAGAGUGGACCUCAUAGUCCGUCACCGAAAUCUAGUCAACCAUCUACUCCAGAACCUCGAGACAAGCCCAAGCUAGUCAAUAAAAUGGCGCCGACCGUGCCAAAACUAGGCACUCAGGAGCAACCAAAAUCUAAAAUAGAGGACACAAAGCCUCCAACCACCACAAAUGCAACGGGUUCGCAGUUGAAUGCUUCUAAGCUUGAAACCUCCGCUGUGCCGCAACUUAAACAGCAGGUACCAAAAGAGGCACCGACAUCUGAGAAGUACGACAAGAAACCACCAUUCCAAACGCAGCCGCAACAAAAGCCGGAACCAAAUUUGACAGUCGUGGACAAGCUUCGCACUGUUGAAACUUCAAAGCUUGCGGCUAAAGACGCUGUGACGUCCACAGUGCCACAACCGAAAGCCGCUGCCACAAAGCAGGAGAGCACCGAGAAAGCAAGCCCCGUCGCAGACACAACAGCCAAGAAGACCACGCUUGGGAUGCUUGAAUUCCGCAAGAAAGAGCCGCAAGGGAGGCUCGCAUUCAAGUCCAAAGAGCCUCAAGGAAUGCUCGAACUCAAGAAGAAACAACCAAUCCCGAUGGGUCCUCCCUCAGAGCCCACGGUUCCUUCGAAGCCUCAAGACAAGCUACCACCGUCCAAACCGCCCCAGGAGCCUCAGGCCGCGCCCGCGCUUCCGCCAAAGAAAGACGCACCAGCUGUAGUGCAACAAGAUAAGGUUCCGCCAGCUGGACCGAGACCCGCCGUUCCCACUUCACUUCCGCAGAAGAAGCGUUCUGCCGCGCUUCUCGACAAACCUUCGCCCACAUCGGACAAAUCGCAACCGACCACAACUCCACCGCGUGCUGGUUCAGCCGAGGCCAAAGCGGAUAAACGCCUUAAGAAGAUCAGGCGUAGCAAAGAUUCUGAAUCGAGCGGUCAUUCCGUGCCCUUCGAGCCCAUCGGGUUCAACCGCGCCUUCCCCGCUCGCUUCACCGCAGGUCGAAGCUGCGACUACACCGCCAGCGACACCCGACACCGGUGAGCCGCCGGGCAAGACGCCGCGGAAAGUUAAGAAGGUGAAGAAGGCGUCCAAGAUCAAGAUUGCCGGCUUAGCGAGCGGUUCUAGUAGCAGCGGUAGUAGCUCGAGUGCAAAACGAAGCGCCAAGAAGGCGUCUCAGGAACUGGAAUCGCCGACCGUCUCCGAAGCAGCCCCCAGCGUGCCGAGUGCUCCGGCCGCUCCAAGUGCGCCUCCGACC
Messenger RNA from Rhipicephalus sanguineus (brown dog tick), 3126 nucleotides. RefSeq names its product proteoglycan 4. The transcript has a single exon. NCBI's taxonomy places the organism in Eukaryota, Metazoa, Arthropoda, Arachnida, Ixodida, Ixodidae. The record is from RefSeq and is a predicted model, not a curated record. Bases 456 to 2912 code for a protein of 818 amino acids.